CGCGGUCCUCUGGGAGCCGCACCCUAGGCCCGCCCGGGCGGAACCGCAGGGAGGGCGUGGCGGCCAGGGCCCGUGGUCCGGCCGGGCGCGGGGCCUAGGGGCCCGUCUCCCCGCCCCGUCCCCUGCGUCCCGGCGUCCUCGCCCCCUCCCUGCACGGAGCCGGGCGGCCGAGAAGCCCCCACGCUGUCCGUGGGGACCCGCCGGGCAGCGGGGCCGCGCUCCCGUCCGGCCAGUUCUUACAGCAGCAUGUCGCUUAGAAGGGCUCCAUCAGGUUAGUCCAGUGUGCUGUCCAGCCUCAGACUCAGGGUACCGGCGGGUCUGCAGGCGGAGUGGGGAGGUCAGGGCGCAGCUCUGCCCGCGCGGUGAGCGCCGGGUCCCCGCAGCACAGCGGCCUCGGACCACCGAACCCGCCUGACGAACCCGGGCCGGGGUCUCCGGUGCCCCGAGACCCGUCCCAAGUUUGGGGAAACGUGGCGUGCGUUCGCGCCGGUGGCUCCAGAGCACAGGGGCUCCCACACUGCGGCCCCAGCAAGUGAUUCCUUAUUCUCGCAGCCAGUCCAGGGCCUCGGAGCUCGCCAAGGAAGCUUCUAGAACUCGGACUUCUGCCCAACCCGCGGUGUGGAGAGGCUCCCGCCGGGGGGUCGCGGCGCCUUUAAGGACCCCGCCCGCGCAUCGGGUAGCAUGGUCGUUGCUUAGUAACAGGACGCCGCUCCGCCGCCUGCUCCUUCUGUGUCCCCAGAGCGCGGGGCGACCGAGGCGGGAUGUCGGAGGAGGACCCCCAAGUGUGCGCGGAGCCAGAGCAGCCCAAGGCCGGGCCCCAGCCGGAGAAAACCAGCGACUACUACCGCGUGAGCGAGGACCUGCCGGCCAGGUUCAACAACCCGGCCUGGUUUCGGGGCUACAGGACCAAGGAGCCCCUCUCAGUAUACAGGACCAGCAACCAAGCUUACGGGAGCAGAGCCCCCACCGUGCACGAGAUGCCGCCUUGCCUGGCACUGGCCUGGAGGAGGUCUGCAGACAGCGAGGGUGGCGUGUGUUGCUGUUUGUCCCCGUCUACACCGGCCCGCUCCGCACGUGUGUCUCCGCUUGAGAAAACCUGCUGACAACUCGGACUCUGAGCGGCAAACCUGGGAGUGACUUCUCCCGAGGAAGACCCCGUCCUCUGUGCGGACAGGCGGGUGGUGAGCAUUGGCCGCUCGCCCCUGGGGCUCUCCCCUCCUCCCACUCCACUCCUGCUGUGUUAGGACUUCUGACGUGGGGUGGUCCCUGCAGAAACCCAGAGCAGCAGACCUCCACAAUCGGGUCUCCCCUGCUUUGCGUUACGGGAAAUGAACCUGUGGCCCAGCACGCAGCCUCCUCCCUCCACUGGGAAGCGAGAGGGGCCCUUGGGGUCGGACUUCUCUGUAGGCCCCCCACCUUUUAAGUCUUUUCCUUCUGGCCGUGCGGGGUCUUCGUUGCCGCGCAGGCUUUACUGCCGUUGCCGCGAGCAGGGGCCGCUCCCUCCUUGCCGCGCAUGGCUUCUGUUGCUGAGCACCCGCUCCGGGGCCCUCGGGCUUGUCGCUGCAGUUCCCGGGCUCCAGAGCUCAGGCACGGCAGCCGUGGAGCCCGGGCUAAGUUGCUCCGUGACAGGCGGGAUCCCCCCAGACCAGGGAGUGGCCCUGUGUCCCCCACACUGGGAGGCGGAUUCAUGACCACUGGGCCAGCAGGGAAGCCCUCCUCUGCCGGUCUCGGGACUUUCAGCCUGCUCUGGCCACACGCCCUCCCCAGCCUCUUCCUAUGGGCGGGGGUACAUCGGCCACCCAGAGCGCUGGGACCCACGGACGCGAGGUGGGGCCGGGACCAGCAGAGGAGCUGGACUGGGGCUGCAGAUGAGGCCGUCACUCCUCAGCCGUGCUCCCGCCGCCCCCAUGGCAGCGCCCCACCUAAAAGAAAUUGCCUAGUUCUGGCCUUGCCGGGCCUGUGUGGCUGUGUGCGGGCUUUCUCUAGUUGAGGCGCGUGGGCUCCCGUUUCUGUGGUUUCUCUUGCGGGGAGGCACAGGCUUUAGGCACACAGGGUCAGUAGUUGUGGAGCCUGGGCUCAGGCGGCCCUCGGCGUGUGGAAUCUUCCCGGACCAGGGAUCAGACCCCGUGUCCCCUUCACUGGCAGCUGGAUGCCACGCCAGCCCCCUUUGCAGACAGGCUGCAGGACCUCCCACCUUGGCCCCAGGGAGCGCCAGAGUUGACCGUGGCGGGGCGGGGCGGGGGGGGCGGGGAGGGUGGGGAGAGUGGGAAAACAAAAGCUUUUAAGCAGCCUGGCUUGUGGGUAAUCCAGGGAUGGGCCCACGCUAUCACGGUUAUGACCAGUUCGUGAAAACCAGGCAUGGCCUGCACUGCCCAGGAAGAACCCAGAACGGGUGGGGAGGCUGGGGGAGAGGAAGGAGGGGAGGGUCUGGGGGGGCGGCGAUGGGGCCAGGAGCAGAGGGGUGCCCACGGCUCAGUCCUCGAUGGCAAGGGUGGAAGCCCGGCGGGUCCCGGACGCUGGGUCCUCACGCCAACAUCCUGCAAAGGCCACGCCGCAGAGGACAGACCGCAUCAACUGAGGUG
Messenger RNA from Cervus elaphus (red deer), 2582 nucleotides. It is a transcript of the gene PIERCE1, whose product is annotated as chromosome 11 C9orf116 homolog. The transcript has 4 exons. NCBI's taxonomy places the organism in Eukaryota, Metazoa, Chordata, Mammalia, Artiodactyla, Cervidae. The coding region runs from base 762 to 1103 and encodes 113 amino acids. Gene Ontology annotation, cellular component: axonemal microtubule. Gene Ontology annotation, biological process: axoneme assembly. The record is from RefSeq and is a predicted model, not a curated record.